This is a messenger RNA of Saprolegnia parasitica CBS 223.65, 677 nucleotides long. RefSeq lists its product as hypothetical. The coding region runs from base 33 to 581 and encodes 182 amino acids. The transcript has 2 exons. The record is from RefSeq and is a predicted model, not a curated record. Lineage: Eukaryota; Oomycota; Saprolegniomycetes; Saprolegniales; Saprolegniaceae.
GCUUGUAGCUUCGGUGCGCCCACGAAGAGGAGAUGACGUCGAUUGCUCCGCCCCGCGAGACCAUGUCCCUGAAGCGGACCCGCAUGAUGGAGACGCCCUUCCUCGGCGAUAUGGAGGUCGAGAGCGCUCGUUCCAUGAAGCGUCGCUGCUUCCAGCAGGAGCCGCCCCAUGAGCACGAUCUGCCCAAGUACUCGCAGCGCCAGUUCGAGUUCCUCGACCAGGCCAAGCAAGCCGAGAUGAGCCGAUUAAGAUCCGAGUUUGAGCACAUUAUGAUGAGCAAGGAGAACGAGCUCAACGACCUGCGCAUGGAGCGGGAGCGUCUGCGCCACGUCUGCACGGAACAAGCGAAAGAAGCUGAAAAGAUCCAAGCAGAGAACAAGCUCCUGCGCCGCGCGGUGACGAUCCAGAACCAGCAAAAGGAAGACGCGACGCAAGAGAACAACAUGCUCAAGCAGAUUGCGACGCAGGCCGCGGAGCACAUCAAGCGCUUGGAGCAGACAAACUACGCACUCCGCGUGCACCUCCAAGCGAGCACGGGCAACAACGGCUCGGCCAACACGUUCUCGUCGGACGUAUACUAGAGGGCCGUCCGCCCUCGCUUCUAUUUGCAUGCCAUUUUUAUUAGUCGUAGACCCAUAAGAGAAAUAAAGUCAAAAUUCAUCGCCGUUAUUACAUCC